CACAAACAACGUAGCCACAGCCCACCACAGCGACAGCACUCGUCUUGACUUUCAUCCACCACCUCUCUCUUCCUGCUGGCGAUGAGAACGACCGCGUGAACUCAUGGUGGACACUACGCGGGUGAUAGAGAUCUUCUCCUCGCCCGAACUCUCUCCGAUUCGGCAGCCUCGUCGCACAGCGACUCGGAGCGGCAGCAAGAAAAGCGCGGCUGUCGACGACGAUGUCAUCGACUUGAACGAUUCCGAGGGACUCGACUUCCGAUUCUCGUUUAGAGUGCCCUUUGUGAAGUCGCAACAGAAGCUUCCUGAAUCGCCCGUGGCAGGCCCGUCUCGCGCAGCUCGCGCAGGACCCGCGCAUGAACCCGCGAAUAACUAUAAUCCUCUGCCCGAGUCGGACGAUGACCGCGAGGGUGAACCAUCUAUCAAGAUUCGAGGGAAGCAGCGCGCGAAGCCCGCGCCAGCAGUAGCGCCACCGGCGGCGGCACAUCGCUAUCGAUACCCUUCUGCGCCUGCCAAACCCUCAGAGCCAGCCACAGAGGAAGAGGCUCGGCGCCCCUCCCUCGACGAGUAUAUCGCGCAAGUGCUCGAGAUCAUCCCCGACGUCGAGCCGGAAUAUGCGCGCAAACUCGUAGAGCGGCAUCACUCGACAUACAAGGGCCAGAUCGUCGGGCAGGUCAUCCAUAUGCUUUUCGAGAACCCGGACUACCCCAAGGUUGAUCCUAAGGGGAAGGCGAAGCGGAAGCGAGAAGAGGAGCCGGCGCAGCCUGUGGAGGCGAAGAAUGCGAAACAGAAGGUGGACUAUGGGAAUAAGGAUAGGCAGGUGAACGUUGGAUUAGGAUACCCGAUGCAGGCGCUCGAUCAAUUGAAGCUGGACUUUCCGCUCAUCCCUACUAACUAUAUUCGGCACCAGCUCGCGCUGAACAACGUCCUCUAUGCGCCGACAUAUCUGGUCCUACACGAGCAGUCGAAGCUUGAGAACCUGCCUUACAAGCAAAAGGCCACUGCGACGCGUCGUGGACGCAAGGGCAAGGCCGUCGUGCGUCUCGAUGAAGAGCUUGAGAAGGAGAUUGAGUGGGUAAAGCUCAAGCUUCAGAGCGGGUUAGAGGAUGAUGCCCAGGCGGCCGAGGAGCCCGAGGACGGCAUCGAGUGUGCAUGCUGUUUCUCUGUAUAUCCGUUUGAGAAAAUGAUCCAAUGCCCCGAAGCGCACCUCUUCUGCAUGGACUGCAUGACAUCCUACGCAUCGACGAAGCUCGGCACUCACGACGCAAACAUUGUGUGUAUUGAUCAAACCGGUUGCAAGCUCGCGUUCCCAGAGUCUGAGCUGCGCCGGUUCCUCAGCCCUAAGCUGCUCUCACUGUACGAACGCGUUAAGCAGCAAAAAGAGAUCGAGGCAGCUGGGCUGGAGAAUUUGGAGGAAUGUCCGCACUGCGAGUAUAAAUGUGUCAUAGAGAACGAGCAGGAGAAGCUCUUCCGGUGCCAGAAUGAAGAUUGCAUGGCUAUCACUUGUCGUCAGUGCAAGAAACCCGAUCAUCUCCCGAAGAGUUGCAAGGAGAUGGAUGAAGAUAAGAAGCUCGACGCACGACAUACCGUUGAAGAAGCAAUGACUCGCGCACUAAUGCGCAACUGUCCCAAGUGCAGCAAAGCAUUUGUGAAGGAGAUGGGGUGCAACAAGAUGACUUGCCCUCAUUGCCAUACACUUUCUUGUUAUGUAUGUCGGAAAAUUGUCACAGGCUAUGACCAUUUCAAUAACCCACCUCCUUACACAAACCGUCCAGAUCCGAAGAAGUGUCCACUCUGGGAUUCAGUCGAACAGCGACACAGCCAAGAGGUCGCAGCUGCAGGCAAGAAAGCUAUGGAGGAGCUCAAGCGCGCCCACCCCGAGCUCUCGGAGAAAGAUCUUCACGUUGACCUCCCACCUCCUCCCCCUCCCGAUGCUGGCCCGUCCAAUGCUCAGGCCGGGCCCGUGCCGCGCGUGCCCGGCAUUAUUAUGGGUAUACCCGUCGCGCGGGGAAUCCAGGCGGCUGGUGAGGCAAUGCGAGCGCGGAUAGAGGCACUGGGCCGACUUCAGGCCAACAUGAACGGGUAUCAGGUGUAUCCUGCCGCUCCCCGGGUGCAGCUGCAGCCCCCUCCUGUAGUCAUUCCCCCUCCCGCCCAUGGACCUCUUCCACCUGCUCACCUCGCAGCGGGUCAUGUUCAUGUGCAAGUGGGAAUGCCUUUUGGUAUCCCCGCGCCUGCUGUUGCGCCUGUGCAAGUCCAAGCACCUGCUGCUGCUCAUGUACGUGCCCAUGCACACCGCGCAGCUCGCAUCCAGCUGGCUCGCCCUCAAGCUGCUCACGCCGUUCGUGCUGCUAGUGCUCCUGCUCGUGCGCGAGAGCCGAGAGCGAGGGCUGCAAAGGCUCCGAAGAGACAUUGAUUCCUAUGGAAAUGCCGGUGCUGUGCUGUACCGUGUGUAAUGUGCUGUCUCCGCAAUCUUAUAUGUGUGUAUCCUAGCUUGUGCUAUUACAAUGAUCUUAUCACGGUUGAGAAUCCGAUUGGCAGCAGAUAUGAUGCCAAGUCGUGCUGGGACUAUGUGUGCUGGGACUAUACGUGAACUGCGCGGCGGUUGAACGUAUCGCGAGAUGUACCAUUACGCCUAUGGCGUUUUAGUUAUCUCCCUCCACCCCCUCCAGGACGUUCCACGUAAACGAGCGGCGUUAAUAUUGCGUAUUUCGGUCGGAGAGAGUUGUAGGAUGACCUGUACACGUACAUAGUAUUAAAUGAUGACCGAGUACGCCCUGUCGGACACUUACA
Molecule: messenger RNA, 2790 nt
Organism: Laetiporus sulphureus 93-53
Lineage: Eukaryota; Fungi; Basidiomycota; Agaricomycetes; Polyporales; Laetiporaceae
Exons: 10
Coding region: 104-2413 (769 amino acids)
Molecular function (GO): zinc ion binding
Source: RefSeq, a predicted model, not a curated record